This is a messenger RNA of Cornus florida, 2069 nucleotides long. RefSeq names its product plant-specific TFIIB-related protein PTF2. The record is from RefSeq and is a predicted model, not a curated record. Gene Ontology annotation, molecular function: RNA polymerase III general transcription initiation factor activity; RNA polymerase III type 3 promoter sequence-specific DNA binding. The transcript has a single exon. Gene Ontology annotation, biological process: transcription preinitiation complex assembly; DNA-templated transcription initiation; transcription by RNA polymerase III. Lineage: Eukaryota; Viridiplantae; Streptophyta; Magnoliopsida; Cornales; Cornaceae. Gene Ontology annotation, cellular component: transcription preinitiation complex; nucleus; transcription factor TFIIIB complex. Bases 284 to 1864 code for a protein of 526 amino acids.
AGGUGCACAAAUCUCUCCUCUUACAUUAUUGCUUCUUUUAUUAUAUAGUCUCUCCUCCUCAAGCCCUAAUCCUCUUAUUAUAUGGAAGCUUGAUAUCGCGAAGUAGAUGUUUAUUAAGGAAAUCCAUUCUCUCCUCCUCAAGCCCUAAUCCUUUUCUUAUACAGUCUCUCCUCCUCAAGCCGUAAGAUUUGCAGAAUUUCCUAGAAAUAUUCUCUAAACCCUAAAAUUUUCUGGUCAAACAAACAACAAAUCCAAAAUAUAAUCUGGGAAAUCGUGGGGAAAUAUGGAGAUUUCUCGCGCCUGCCGGAGCUGUAGAGAGAGGACUCUCGAAUCCGACUAUGUUACGGGCAAUACGGUCUGCUCCUCGUGCGGUGUCGUCCAAGACUAUGACAAUUUCCAAGCCGAUUUUGGCGGUUUCAACGGCCCGGCUGGUACAUUUGUCCGAGUCGGCACCGCAGGGACUGGCAGUGUAUGCAAUUACAAGGAGAAGAAAGUAUACGAAGCCAAAAGGCUUAUAGAUGAGUUGAUGUCUGAAUUAGGGGUUUCAGCUUCGGAUGAGGUUAGAAAAAUGGUUGAAACUAUUACUGAAGGUGAAUACGGGGAGGGCCAUUGGUUCCCUAUAUUUGUUGGUGCCUGUGCUUAUGUUGUUAUGCGGAGAGAUAAUAAAUCGUUGCCAAUUGUUGAGGUGGCGGCCGUGAUUCGGUGUGAUGUUCAUGAGCUUGGUCGAAUGGUUGCUCGGGUUGUUAGUAAUCUUGGAAUGAAGUUGCCGGAGUUUGAUAUUGUGAUUGCAUUUAAACGGGCGAUUCUUAAUAGCCAUAGGUUUAAUGUUCUUUCGGAGGAUAAGGUGGAGAGAGUGUUAAAACAGGGGAUAUUUUUGUUGCAGUGUUCGGUGAAAUGGUUCUUGACAACAGGGCGGAGACCACUUCCAAUGGUUGCAGCAGUGGUGGUAUUUGUUGCAAAAUUGAAUCAGGUUGAUGCUCGAAUUGAGGAUGUGGCGAAGGAAUUACAUGUGGCACUUGCCACUACUCGGUUGCGGUAUAAAGAGCUUUUAGAGAGUCUUGUGAAAGUUGCACAAGCAUUGCCUUGGGGAAAGGAUAUUACAGUUAAGAACAUUGUAAAAAAUGCGCCACAUGUGAUUCAGUAUAUGGAGUUGAAGUCGAUGGGUAAGCGUGACAAGACGAAUAAGAGUUUAGAGCAUGUUGGAUUUGAUUUAGAUGACAUGGUUAGUGACAUUACCAGCAAAGAAAUUGAAUACGGGACCGACGACUAUUGCAUACAAAGUGAUUGUCAGUAUUUUGAGGCAGGGCGUUCCUCGAGUUGGAAUAUUGAUGAAUUGGACAAGUUCAAAAUUUCACCUGAAUGCUUGUCCAUGAUUUAUUCAAAGUUCUUGGAUGAGGUUCCUCAUGUCAACUCUGUUGGAGAGAGUGGAGAGGAGAAUAUAAGGAAGGGAGGGAGAAAGUAUGUCCAUGCAUGUACAGAGUGGUGGAAAGGACAAUCAGAAUUAAGCAAAAAGCUUUUCCUAAAGCAAAUAUUGGGGAAAGAUGUAGGAUUGAAUGCAAUGCCUCCAUCUUAUGUCACUGGAUGCUUAGCAUAUCAAAGGAGGAGUGAAAAGAUAAAGGCUGCUAAGCUGCGAAUUGAUAAAGUUAUGCGCCCAGCAGGUCCUGAUUCAGGUGACAGGGAUGAUUCAUUUUUAACAAAAUGUGUAAAGACUGGGAAGAAAAGGAGGAAAAUGCAAGUUGAUAUUGAUUGGGAAGAUUUUGUUAUUGAAACCCUUCUCCUUCAUCAGGUGGAGGAGGGGGAAAUAGAGAAGGGGCACUACAAUACUUUACUGGACUUGCAUGUUUUUAACUCCGGAAUUUUGUAAUAAGCUUCAGCAUGAAAGGAGUAAUGAUUAGAAUCUAUUCAACUGCACCAACCACUGCACUAUUGGAGAGAGUUUGCAGCCUUUUUUUGUUUAAAUUCUUUCAACAGAAGGAAAUCCUAUUUUACUAUUAUUUUGUAAAUUGAUACAAGAUCACAUUUUUGUUGCAAAAGUUUGUUACCUACACAAUUACAUAAUAUAAAAUCUC